Molecule: messenger RNA, 1026 nt
Organism: Suillus plorans
Lineage: Eukaryota; Fungi; Basidiomycota; Agaricomycetes; Boletales; Suillaceae
Exons: 4
Coding region: 1-1026 (341 amino acids)
Source: RefSeq, a predicted model, not a curated record
AUGGACAUGGAUGUAGACAUAGACAUGUAUGAAGAUGAGCAUGCUGGUGUAGAGGCAGGUUAUGAGGAAGAAGUUUAUGACGGUGCAGCGAAGACAUAUGGCAUUGGAAUGACAUUUAUGAAGACUUUUGACUCUGAUGAGUAUGCUGCGGAGAGGAUGGAUAAUCCCUACUUCCCUUUCGCUAGCAAACCAGACAGGGAGAUGGCAGUAUUUCUUCUUCAGUCAGAGCUCAGCAUGACAGAUAUCGACAAAUAUCUUUAUCUUGAAUUUUCACUCCUUAGUCACCCCUUGUUAGUUGAUAGCUUUGACUUCAUUCCAUGGAAAGUCUAUGAGUCUGCUGAACAUGUGGUUUGUAUUUACUAUGGUUUCAUGACUGGUAACUGUGCUUGGGAAAUUCAGGAACACCUCCCUGAUGGUGCAACUCUGCUUGGCAUAGUCCUGUCCUCAGACAAGACUAAGGUUAGCAAUCUCUCUGGCAAUCACUACGCUCAUCCACUCCUUAUCACUCUUGCAAAUAUCAACUCUGAGAUACAUGACAAAGGAUCCCUGGAAGCAUAUGUAUAUCCCCCUCGCAAAGUUCAUCUACUGAAGCAAGCUGCAUGCCUGGGUGUCAUGAUGAGCGACCCAGCAGGGUUUACUGAUACACCAGAGGAGCUUACAAUCAUGUGCAUUACUAUGAAUGCAUUGCCUGUCAUUCCUGAUGCCCAAGCUUCUCCAUCACCUGCACAAGAUGUCCUGGGAUCACAACCUCAGGUGGUGCAUAAAAGUAGUUGGCGCGAAGGAGAAAUUGACUUUUGUUUUGCAUUACUUCAAAUGUGCAUUGGGUACUGCACUUUCAAGGAAGACAUCUCUGAUCUGAAGCAAACCUUGGGACAAGAUCAUCACAAUGUCCAGCAUUAUAUCAUGGGUAUUAUUGCUGAUGCUGCCCCUGUUGAAUUCACAACUGCCAUCCAGGCCCUUGUUGAAUUCAGAUAUCUUGCUCAAGCUCCAUGGUUCACAGAUGGAUCUCUUCGACUCUUCCAUUGA